AUGCCUGACCCUUUAGCAGUGUCUCAGGUUGAAGACAGGAGACUUACAGUCUCCAGUUCAUCAAGUAUCGAUGAUCAAGAAGCAGUCUCCACAGAGCUGGCUUUGUUCAUCAAUGAGUUCAACCUUACCACUAGCAGUUCUCUGGGAGGCAUGCCAAUGAAUCCCCCCAAAAUCAUUCCACCAUUCACUCGGUCUGCCACUUCAUCUUACUUGACAGAAUUUGACACUGUGGCCACAACCCGAAUUGCACCCAGCAUUCAGACCAACUCGGCUAGGCCCACUGCCACUCCUAGCUCCACUUUGUGGCUUCAAAGUGUCACAUUAUCAGACCAGGCCAGUGCCUAUGCUGAUCCAGAACCUAGAGUGUCAACCCAACGUCAUCUCCCAUUAACUCAAGCAAACCUGGAAUGGUUGACAUCAUCUUCAUUGAGUAGAGUACCUGACACUCAGGGGGUUGCCACAUGGGCAGGAAGUGAGUCAGCACUUUCAUCGUUUGUGAAGGUGCAUACAGAUUUGGGGCCCAACAAAGUUGAAGUUAUUGUUCUCAUUUGCAACUAA
Molecule: messenger RNA, 558 nt
Organism: Cantharellus anzutake
Lineage: Eukaryota; Fungi; Basidiomycota; Agaricomycetes; Cantharellales; Hydnaceae
Exons: 1
Coding region: 1-558 (185 amino acids)
Source: RefSeq, a predicted model, not a curated record